AUGGCCGCUAAUUACUGGGCAUCAACCCAGCGUCGACACUGGUUGUUCACCAGAGAGCGACUGGCUGAAAUUCGAGAAGGCUUAAAGGAGAAAGACAAAGUCGCGCACUCCCAGUUUCCCUUGCCCGAUCAACGAUUGCUCAAUAUCUACUUUAGCCAGCAGCUAGGCAGGCUUGGCAAAAGGAUGUCGACUCGACAACAAGCUUUGGCCACUGCCCAGGUGUAUAUUAAAAGAUACUACACCAAGAACGAAAUAAGGAGUACAAACCCUUAUCUUGUCCUUACGACUGCAUUCUAUCUUGCCUGUAAAAUGGAGGAGUGCCCUCAACAUAUCAGAUUCGUUGUCGGCGAGGCCCGCGGCCUCUGGCCAGAAUUCAUCGCUCCAGACGUGUCGAAGAUAGGCGAAUGCGAGUUCUCCUUGAUUUCAGAGAUGCAUUCCCAGCUUAUUGUGCACCAUCCCUACCGGACUCUAUCGGAUUUGCAAGCUGAGUUAACCCUUACCUCAGAUGAGGUUGCUCUUGCAUGGUCUGUGAUCAAUGAUCACUACCUCACCGACUUGCCUUUACUGUACCCUCCUCAUGUCAUUGCCGUCAUGGCAAUCAUUGUUGCCGUUGUCUUCAAACCUAGCAGCCAGACCUCCUACCAUGGCCACCCGGCACCAAUAGCCGGGGCAAUGCGAGAAGGGGGCAUGAAUAUCCUUGCGGCGCUCGGGGAUAAAGGUGGAAGUGGACCUCCUGAAAGGAUUCAAAAGCUCAUUGCGUGGCUGGCCGAAAGCGAGGUCGACAUCAAAGCUGUCAUCGAAUGUACACAGGAGCUGGUUUCAUUAUAUGAGGUUUGGGAGCAGUACAGUGAAAAGAACUGUAAGGAACUACUUGGGCGAAUGGUGAAAAGCAAAAGCUUGGAUAAGUAA
Molecule: messenger RNA, 909 nt
Organism: Aspergillus calidoustus
Lineage: Eukaryota; Fungi; Ascomycota; Eurotiomycetes; Eurotiales; Aspergillaceae
Source: the annotation of a GenBank genome assembly